AUGGAUGCGAUAGCUUUUCCCUUCGAGUAUUUUAUUCGAGUCCGCAUAGGUUCGAACAAGAACAAAAUGGAAAACUGGAUGGACUGGGUGUCACCUAUCACCUUCUUCAUUAUUUUGGUCAUAUCUGCGCUGUGUGAUCUGAAAGUGUGGUGGUUAAUCGAGACGUUCGCUACUUUGGUCUUUGGUGUCAACUUGCUUCUGUUUCCGGAAAUGAUAGUUGGUUUCCAGGUCAACGCGCCGUUGGAUGAACUUCAUCGACUUCUGUGCCGGUUCAGCGGAACAUUUCUCAUUGGUUCAGCGUGUGCCCACUACAAAUCACGCAUCUCAGCGGGUUGCGACUCCAUUGCUGAUUCGUACCUUCAUCGUUGUUCUGUCGAUCUUCGGCAUCCGUUGCUACUUAGCUCUUGGCUGCCAGAAGGCGAUGAGCAGUUUCUGAUGGCCAACUUUUCGCAGCCUGCCUCUGUCACCCAACAAUCAGCGCAGCCAUUGGUGUCCCGAGCGACGAUCGAGGCGAGUUGCUGCAUUAUUUUGGUCAUUCAGUUAUAUUGGUUUCAAUCGUUGGCAAAAACCAACGCCGUCGCCAAGUUCAAUCGCAUGUUUGUGUUUUUUGGCUGUGCCGGCGUCACUACGUGGCUCAUGGGUAGUCUGAUCCAGUUGAUUCGAUGCCGCGAAGUCGGCGGAUAUCUUUUCAAGAGCACUUGGAUCCACGCCGCUUUUAUCGUCGAUUACGUCAUGCUGUUUGUGGCCAGUGUGUCUUGCUGUUCGUUGGCACGCCCAGCCCUAAGACUGAUCGUAAAAGUUUUUUUUGUUUUUGGUUUUAUGCUUUAG
Messenger RNA from Soboliphyme baturini, 828 nucleotides. Lineage: Eukaryota; Metazoa; Nematoda; Enoplea; Dioctophymatida; Soboliphymatidae. The record is from the annotation of a GenBank genome assembly.